Molecule: messenger RNA, 405 nt
Organism: Epithele typhae
Lineage: Eukaryota; Fungi; Basidiomycota; Agaricomycetes; Polyporales; Epitheliaceae
Exons: 1
Source: RefSeq, a predicted model, not a curated record
CUUUGGCGUUUCGGCUACGCCUUCAAGGCGGAGGUCGCCAUCGACUACGUCAAGCACCACAAGCUCAAGCUUCCGCUGAACAACGAGCCGCUCGAUGAAGCCCCUACCUGGGAGGAGGUCGACAGUCGCCGGAAAUACAAGUCAACGGGGGGAGGUAUGUUUGCCGCGGCGCUGUGCCUUACGGCGAGGGAUCUGUCGAAGAAGUCUGGUGUGCAGCUGGACACCGCCCAGACUCUGGCGUUCUCGCGCAAUUUCGUCGUCUAUCUGUGGACAAACUACAACUAUGACGAGCGGUUCCGGCAGUGCCCCGACUAUGAUUUCGCCCUCAACACCCUCGACGAAGCUUUGAAGCCGUUUUCCGGAGUGACGGUCAAACCUUUGUGGUAUAUCGACUUGGAAAACGAC